Molecule: messenger RNA, 8511 nt
Organism: Sphaerodactylus townsendi
Lineage: Eukaryota; Metazoa; Chordata; Lepidosauria; Squamata; Sphaerodactylidae
Gene: STAB1
Product: stabilin 1
Exons: 70
Coding region: 176-7930 (2584 amino acids)
Biological process (GO): cell adhesion
Molecular function (GO): hyaluronic acid binding; calcium ion binding
Source: RefSeq, a predicted model, not a curated record
AAUUCUGCUGUUGCAUCCUUUGGAAUGAGAGAUUCGGAGCACGCAAAACAUUUCUCUCUGUUUACCUUUAAGUUCUGGGUUUUCUUGGAUCUAACUUUUAGUAGGCGGAGUUGUCUUACAAAAACUGCAUCCGCCACAUCCCUGGCUAACGCACAGGGCUCCUUUCAGUAAAGGAAUGAAGAUGAAACCUCAUGUCUUAUUCUUUUUCUUACCAGCCAUAUGCUUAAUUUACACAGCCAAAGGGCAGAAAAAUAAGUUAAAGUCUAUGCAAUGCAACAGAAAGCUGACUUUUACCCAGAACACACCCUGUACUUCCUGUGCUGUAGCUAACAGAUUGGCAUGUCCGCUAGGGUGGAUAAAAACAAGCAGUUUGGCAGAAAAGGGCUGCAGAUAUACAGUACAGCUGGAAGAGAUUACACUUUCACUAUCAGGCUGUAGUCAUACUUGCAAAAAGGACAUUGAAGAGAAUCUCUGCUGCCCGGGAUACUGGGGUUCUGAAUGUUAUGAAUGCCCAGCUGGAUUUGGAAAACCGUGCAGUGGCCAUGGGACCUGUUUGGAUGGCAUAACAGGGAAUGGAAGUUGCAUCUGCAAGGACAACUAUGGAGGCUAUGCUUGCCAAGACUGCUGGGAUGAUACUCAUUUUGGCUCAGAUUGCCAAUCUGUAUGUGAGUGCCAGCAUGGAAUCUGCAACCAUGGGAUCUCUGGUGAUGGAGGGUGUACCUGCUAUGGUGGAUACACUGGCCCCAGAUGUGAUCAAGAAGAUCCUCUCUGUAGAAGCGUAUUCUGUGGUGAUAAAUCCCAUUGUGUGGUGAAGGAUGGGCAGGCAAGCUGUGAAUGUUCACCAGGCUAUAAGAAAUUUGGAACGAGCUGUCAAGUUCAAGAUCCUUGCAGGUCCUCUCCAUGCUCUUCAUUUGCUGUUUGCAAGACUCUUGGGGCAGCUAAGUAUGAAUGUACCUGCCAAUAUGGGUACCAAGGAGAUGGGAGAAUAUGCCAACCCAUAAACCCCUGUGUCAAUAAUAAUGGAGAUUGCCCAGAAAAUAGCACCUACUGUAAGUUCUUAAGUCCAGGAAAGUCAAUAUGCGUGUGUAAACCAGGAAUGACUGGUGUAAAUCCUGCAAUGGGCUGCACAUCUAACAGUGGAUGUCGGCUGUACCGCUGUGAAAAGAAUGCAAAAUGUGAAACAGGCCCUGAUGGGACUGCCAGAUGUGUCUGCAGCGAAGAUGAGAUUGGAGACGGCAGGGCAUGCUACAAAGCUAUUAUUCAUGACAUUGCUGAGCUGAAUAUGCGGGGAAGAACUCGCCAGAGACUAACCAGCGCAAAGUCAAUGUUUGAUUUAGGUUGUGCACUAUUGCUGGGAAAAUAUGGACCUUUCACAGUUCUUGUGCCAUCCUCUCCUGGUUUUCCUGAUCGAUCUCAGCACUUUGAUGCUACAUCUGCACACCAUUUAUGCAGAAUGCACAUAAUUCCUGGACAACAUUUGCUAGAGGAUAUGAUGAAAGCAAAGGUCCUGUGGACUUUGUCUGGACACCAAGUGAUCUUCAGUGACCAGCUUCGUAAGAGCUACAGUUAUUCAGAUAACCCAAAAGAACUAUAUACCAUCACAGACUACAACUAUCCAGCUUCUAAUGGCAUUAUACAUAUUGUCAGUGCUCUAAAGAAAACACCUUCAAUGGAGAACCUUGGAAACUCUCAGAAAACAAUUGGAGAGAUUCUUGCUUCUCUGGAAAUUGCCAGCCGAUUUGAAACCAUCUUAGAAAACUGUGGCCUGCCUUCAUUUCUGGAUGGUCCCGGACCGUUCACUGUGUUUGUACCAAGUAAUGAGGCAGUGGAUAAAUUAAGAGAUGGAAGGUUAAUUUAUCUCUUUACUAAGGGAAUAAACAAGCUCCAGGAACUUGUGAAAUACCAUAUCUACACAGCAGCAGUGGUGACCGUGGAGAGGCUAACAGUGAUGCCAAAUAUUAUGACCAUGGCGAAUCAGAUAUUGACGGUCAAUAUCACUGAGGAUGGAAGAUUUCUAUUGGGUGACUCUGGUGUUGCGAUAAACAAAAGAAAUAUUUUAGCAUCGAACGGUAUCAUUCAUACAUUGGAUGGCAUCUUGAUUCCUCAAUCAAUAAUCCCCAUUCUGCCUCACAAAUGUAAUGAACAGCUAUACAAAGCUGUAGCCGGAUCCUGUGUUGACUGUGAUGCCCUUAAUACAAGUGUUUGUCCACCACAAAGUACACCUAUGGAACAUGGGAUCUUCCCAGGGGAAUGUAUUUACAUCCACAAUCCUUUGAGCUUGAAUGUUCUGAAGAAAGGUUGCAUCAGAUACUGCAACCAAACUCUUACGAUUCCUGGAUGCUGCAAAGGAUUCUUUGGUCCAGAUUGUGCUGCUUGUCCUGGUGGAUUUACCAAUCCUUGCUAUGGAAAAGGGAUUUGUGCUGAUGGGAUCCGAGGGAAUGGCCAGUGCCGUUGCUUUGAAGGUUUCAAAGGAAUUGCCUGCCACAUCUGUUCAGAUCCAAACAAGCACGGGGAGAAUUGUGAUAAAGAAUGUGGCUGCGUCCAUGGAAUCUGUGAUAACAGACCAGGAAGCAGAGGAGUAUGCCAGCCUGGAUCAUGCAAAGCUGGAUACACUGGAGAAUUCUGUAACAGGAGCUCUCACAACUGUGGGCUUGCUGGUGCCUCUCUAAACUGUCAUCAGAAUGCUGUCUGCAGUCUGAAUGACACUGCAAGGUGUAUCUGCCUCGAUGGAUAUGAAGGGGAUGGGUUUUCCUGCACUCCUAUAGAUGUCUGCAGAAAUCCAGAACACGGAGUGUGUUCAGAAAACGCCAUAUGUACCAAUACAGGUCCUGGCACAGCUAAAUGCCAAUGUAACAAUGGUUGGACUGGAGAUGGAAAGGCCUGUGUUGCCAUAAACAACUGUGUAAUGGAGAACAGAGGAGGCUGCCACACCAAUGCUGACUGCCACUAUAUUGGUCCUGGACAGAACAGCUGUGAAUGCAAGAGAGGUUAUAAUGGUGAUGGUUUUAACUGCAACUUUAUUGAUCCUUGCUUGGUGAACAAUGGUGGCUGCCAUGACUUCGCUGUGUGUGAAUCUCUUGGAGCUGGGGACGUUGAUUGCAGUUGCCCUGAAGGAUACAUGGGAAAUGGAGAUAUAUGUUAUGCAGAUAUUAUGACGGAAUUAGCACGAAACUACCACUUUUCUAUGUUCUUUGACUGGAUCAAGGAAUCUCUCUUCAGCAUUCCAGAAGGAGCCAAUGUGACUGUUCUUGUGCCAGUUAAUACAGUCAUUGAAAAGCUAAACAACACAGAAAAAGAUUUAUGGUUAAAUCCUGAUGUGUUGCCAGUUGUCGUCAGGGCUCACUUCCUCCAAGGUUCUUUCAUGACUGGACAACUCAAGAAAUAUGUGGGCCAAGAACUACCCACCCUCAAUCCACAGGUCAGGUGGAAGAUAAACAUCCACAAUGGGACCUUGGUCAUUCAGAAUGCAAGGGUUGUAGCAGGUGACAUCCCUGCUAUUAACAGUACUAUUUAUAUUAUUGAUCAGGUUCUGUUACCACUACUUGCCGAUCGUCCCCCACAGCAUCCAGGUUUGCAGCAGCAACUUAACAUGACACUCUCCUUCAGUAGGUUCCAAAAGCUGCUUGAGCAUUAUCAGUUGAUUGGAGAGAUUGAGUCUUCUGAAAAAUAUACCAUUUUUGUCCCAGGAAAUAGUUCAGUUGAGAAAUAUUGCCAAGAAUUUAAUAUCACGCAAUUGGAUAAAGACACUGUGAAGUACCAUGUCAUACUCGGAGAGAAACUUUUUCCCAUGGAUCUGAAAAAUGGCAUUCACAAGAGCACAAUGUUAGGACUCUCCUAUUGGCUGAUGUUUUAUAAGAACACUACUCAGGCAUUUGUCAACAAAAUCCUCUUGGAUGGUCAGUUUUUUGAAACAAGAAAUGGAAUGUUGAUUGGGGUUUCUGAAAUUCUCCCAGUUCAGAAAAAUCGCUGUACUACCAAUACCACAACAGUACAAAAGUCAAGAUGUGCAAAAUGUAACAAAAAGUUCAAGUGCCCACGAGGAUCAGUGCUUUAUGAAUCAAUGCCAGAAAACCUCCCUCACUGUGAAUAUAAGUCUGGAAAGGAUAGAUUAGUUGGCUGUCAUUUCACCUGCAUGAAGGUUUCCUUAGUCUCAGUCUGCUGUGAAGGCUACUUUGGCCAAAUGUGUGAAAUGUGUCCAGGAAAACCUGGCAAUUGGUGUUCUGGAAAUGGGAUAUGCCAAGAUGGCAUAUCUGGCAGUGGAGAAUGCCAAUGUCAUGAAGGUUUCUAUGGUACAGCUUGUGAAAUGUGUCAGCCGGGAAGAUAUGGAGCAAGCUGUAAAGCAGAGUGCAACUGCAAGAACGGUACUUGCAAUGAUGGGCUUCUGGGAGAUGGGAGCUGUCUAUGUAACCCAGGCUGGAAGGGGAUCAACUGUGACAAAAAAAUUGAAACCGAUCUCUGCAAUGGCACUUGUGAUGAAAAUGCCAACUGCCUCAAUGGAUCUACUGCUUCAUGGCCCUCUUGCAUUUGUUCUGCAGGAUACACCGGGAAUGGAAUCUAUUGUACAGAAAUUGAUCCCUGUGCAUUGGGUAAUGGUGGCUGCUCUGUACAUGCCAUCUGUACUAAAGUUGCAGCUGGUCAAAGGAUCUGCAGUUGUAAAGAAGGCUAUGCUGGAGAUGGAAUCAUAUGCCGUGAAAUUGAUCUGUGCCUAGAAAACCAAGGAGGUUGCCAUCCCUAUGCAGAAUGUGUUAAAACAGGUCCCGGUCAGGUUGCUUGUAACUGUCUUCCCAACUACAGUGGGGAUGGUGUUAAAGAAUGUAAAUUCAUCGAUCCUUGCUCUAAGAGCAAAGAAGACUGCAGUCAACAGGGUUACUGCUUUAAGAACUCUAUUAAGAAUGAAAUAUGCAUCUGCGUGAUGGGUACUGGAGGUGUAUCUUCAUGCACACAAACAUCAUGGAAGGAGGAGUCUGUUGCCAGAGAAGCUGUUUCCCAGUUCUUUCAGUAUGCGAAGGCUUAUAACAUUAUCGACCUAUCAAAAGAUGGACAUUAUACUUUUUUUGUGCCGCUUGUCGAUUUCCAGUGGGAUAAUACCACACUUUUAGAAUGGAAAAAGGGUAGCAUCAAGGAUUUCCUUCUCUAUCACGUAGUCAUCUGCCAGCGCUUACUGUCAAAUGAUCUGGAAUUGCUUGAUUCCAUUACAACUCUAUCCGGACACAAAAUACAAGUUUCUACAAAAGAGGAUAGUAUAUAUUUAAAUAAGGAAGUGAAAAUAAUUGACAGUGACUUCGAGGGACCAAAGGCUGUUAUACAUUUCAUUGAUAAGAUUUUAAUUCCAAAUGAUAUGCAGAAUCAUGAUGUUUCAUCCAAUCUAUCAGAGAAAUCCAUCACAGAAGUUGCAGAAGCUUAUGGAUACAAAAUCUACAGCAAACUUUUAGAGGAGGCGGGACUUCUUCCGUUGAUUAAUGAACCCACUCACCAACCCUUCACCAUGUUUUGGCCAACUGAUGCUGCAUUUAAUUCACUUCCUGAGGAUAGGAAGAAUUGGCUGUACCACAAAGAACACCGAAGCAAACUGGCUGCAUAUCUCAAACAACUCAUGAUCAGAAGUGUUCAGGUAUUUCCUUCCAUUCUGAUACAGCAUAAAUUGCAUUUAACAACUAUGCAUGGAUCUACUAUCUCAUUUAGCUGCAGCAAAAACAGUCCGGGCUAUAUUCAGACAGACAACACGAAGAUUAUACACAGCUAUAUGGAAUUUAAUGUGGGUAUUGCUUACGGUAUUGAUCAGCUGCUGGAACCUCCAGAUCAGGGAGCCCGCUGUGAUGAGUUUCAUCCUGCUGUGAUUGCGGACUCUGAAUGUGGCUCCUGUAUAUAUCCCCUUCCAUGUCCUUUUAGAUCAGUUGAACAAGGACCUAUCAUGAGUUGCUUGUAUAAUGGACAUGUACCUUUAAGCAAACCAGUCCCACACGACAUUGUUGAAAGGAGGCCUUACUUCCCACAAUUCCAACUCAGAAGAAAUCUAUGGAAUCUUUUUACACGUAAGAAGGGGUGCAAGAGAAAAUGUGUUACCCCCAGGUGGACAUCCAAGUGCUGCAAAGAUCACUAUGGAAGAAAUUGUCAAGCAUGUCCUGGGGGGCUUGAAGCACUAUGCAGUAACCGUGGUGACUGUGACGAUGGGUUUUAUGGUUCAGGACAAUGCAUCUGCAAAGAGACAUUCACUGGUACAGCUUGUGAACUGUGCAUGCCAGGCCGAUAUGGGUUAGACUGCAAAGAAUGUAAUUGUACGGAGAAUGGGAUAUGCAACGAAGGAUUGCAUGGAGAUGGCUUCUGCUUCUGUGCUUCAGGAUGGACAGGAGAGCGCUGUGAAAUCCCACUAGCUGCGACACCCAAGUGUUCCCCAGCCUGCCAUCGUAAUGCCGUCUGUCGAUUUAAUAAUACCUGUGAAUGCAAUUUGCAUUAUGAAGGAGAUGGGAGGAUAUGCACAGUGAUUGACCAAUGUGGCGAUGAUAAUGGAGGCUGCAGUGACUAUGCAAACUGCACACAGAUUGGAACUGUUGUCUCCUGCGCCUGCUUACCAAAUUAUCAGGGGGAUGGCUUCUUCUGCAGUCCUGUUGACCGGUGUGCAGAUGGCAGCAACGGGGACUGCAGUGAACAUGCCACGUGCAUCAGCACAGGUCCUAAUACUCGGCGGUGUGAAUGCAAAGCUGGUUAUGUUGGAAAUGGAGUACAGUGCUUGGAGGAAGCAAUCCCACCUAUAGACCGUUGUUUAGAUGAGAAUGGGCAUUGCCACUUUGAGGCUAUCUGUACUGACCUUCAUUUCCAUGACAAAACAGCUGGCAUCUUCCACCUCCAGUCCCCCAAUGGAAAGUACAACUUUACUUAUCGAGAGGCUGAAGCCCGCUGUGCCGCUGAGGAAGCUACCUUAGCUACCCUUCAGCAGCUGUCUGCUGCACAGCAGAUGGGUUUCCACCUGUGCAUCGUGGGAUGGUUAUUUAACAGAUCAGCAGGUUACCCAACAGUGUACCCAAGUGCAAAAUGCGGCACUAACCACGUUGGGAUUGUGAAUUAUGGAUUUCGAAGUGACUCCAAUGAGACGUGGGAUGCUUACUGUUACAGACCUAAAGAUGUACGAUGUGACUGCAGGGAUGGGUUUAUUGGUGACGGUUAUACCUGCAUCGGGAGUCUACUGACAGUGCUGGAGCAGAAAGCAAACUUUUCAGUGUACUAUUUUAUGUUACUGGAUUAUGCUAACGCCACCCAAGAAGGACUGGAAUUUCUGGAUCUCCUUUCUGAUGACACCACUUAUAAAACCCUUUUUGUACCAUUGAACUCUGGCUUUAGAGAUAAUACAUCUUUAACAUUAAAUGACCUGAAGCUUCAUGUCUCAGUGGGAGAUGAGCCUCUCCUAAGCGUCAAUCUCACAUCUGGUACAAUUAUAUCUUCGCAAGCAGGAUACAGCCUUUCUAUUGCAGACUCCGUGAACAACACCCACUCUCUGGGUUCUAAGACAGUUAACAAUACUAUGAUUGUUGAGUGGGACAUUCUGGCUUCCAAUGGGAUAAUUCAUGCUAUUGAAACCCCAUUAAUGGUACCGCUUCAACAUGGGCAUGUUGUUCAGGUUUUGGGCGAUGUAAAAGCAUCUGCUUCUGCUGCAACCAUCGGCAUGAGUACUAUUGCUAUAGGGCUGCUAUGUGCAGCUAUUGCAGGAAUAUCCUACUACUGCCUCAGAAGAAAGAAUCAGGGAUUCCAGUUUCGCUACCUGAAGGCUGAGCUGGAAGAUGAAGAGCCGUUACCCUGGGAGGAAAGGAGCCCAGCCUUGGUGUCCAUCCCAAAUCCCAUCUAUGGAACCCACAGUUCUCUCUACGAUGAGCCAUUUGAAGAUUCUGCCAAUGGAGAAGACUUUUCAGAUACGCAUGGAAUUUUUGCAGAUCAGUAAGGUUAUUUGUAUUGCAGGAAGCCAGUGUUUCCCAGGAGCUUUUCCAUUCAGAAGGAACAGUAUGUGGCCUUGGUUGUCACAGACUGCUAUGAUGUUUUUAUGCAUCCAAUAGGAGCCAACUGACAAGUGACUGUUAGGUGAAUUGUGAUGCUCAUCAGCUUAGACAUACUUCUGUUCCAUUCCUCUUCUUCAAGACUUGGACUGAGUACUGAAAUUCAAAGAGGCACAUGCAUGGAGACUUCACCUAUUUUACCUUCUGAAUGCAGCACCUUGUGCUGUGCUAGAUGCUGCUUUGAAAGGUCUUUCAGUUUUGUGAAAUUGUUUAGAGGUGAACUGAGGAGUCGGAGGGGAAAGGGAUCCUUGAAAAGCCCUGAUGCAUACUCAAGAUCAUUUAUGGGCAUUUCUAUCAAUGAAUGUUUUUGUUCAGGAUACUGUGGAGAACACGCGGAAGGUCAGUAAAAAGCUUCAGAGCUGGGCAGUGUGAAUCAUUUUUCUCUGAAACUGGACUGUUUGGCCCUCCAUUGAACAUGUCUCUUCUGUGUUACACAAUUUGAAAUAAAAAUGCUACCUGUGAAUUGUAA